CAGAACCUCUCAGUGGUGCGACGCACUGCCAUCAAGCGAAACACGGGAAACAUGUAACGCGCAAGUAGAAGCAAUACACCAUUUUAUGUCAUGGUAUGUGAAGGUGUAUAGGAAUACGUCUUUCGUAGGUUAAAUCUGAUGCGUAAAAGAGCAGCAGAGAUAUUCGAAUAGACGCGAAACCUGCUGCGUAUAAAAGUGGGAGGAAAAUAAAGUUUUGGAGGUGCUGAAAUGUUUUUGAUUCUAACAGAAGAGGCGAUUUAUGUUAGGGGUGGGAAUACAAUUUAAGAAAGUGAAAGACGCCAUUCUGUAUCAAUGCUAAUUGACAGGCGCAACUUUAGGCGAUGGCGACCCAGACGGAAGAGAAAGCGCACAGUGACCUAACGAAUACGGGACAGUGAGCUAGGCCCAUGGCUGUACAAGCCAUUGAGACCCGCCCAACAAUCGAAUAAUAUCCCGGUGAACUUGGGGAAAGGGAAGAGAUUGGACAGCUAGCUUUACGCAGCGCAACGAACUGAACAUAUACCCCGACUUCACUACAAGCAACUGAGAAGUGGAACUACGUCUGCUGUGCGUAAAUUGGAGACGACACUGCUUGUUAUGAUGAACAACGUUAUCUAAAGGACGGCGAUAAAGGUAAAUACAGCCAGUUGAUGUGGCCAAAGCACUCUGGCAAGCUACUCCUGCGGCAACACGGCUGCCUUAUUUCACAGCAAAGCAAGAGACGGAGGGAGUGAACAAUUUUGUCGUUUACAUUUUCAUAUCUACCUUUUAUCAGUAUGGGCGAGAAAGUCGACUUGAGACGAUCGACUCCAGUGGAGGGCUGUUUGGUCGACGGGGAGAGCAGCGACCUCAGCGUGCUGAACUGGGAACAAGUGCAGCGCCUGGACGCCAUCCUGGCUGGGUCCAUCCCCAUCCACGGCCGCUGGAACUUCCCAACCCUGGAGAUUAAACCGCGGGACAUAGUCAAAGUGGUCCGGUGUCGCAUGGAGGAAAAACGCAUACAUGUCCGGGAAGUCCGCCUGAACGGUUCCGCGGCCAGCCAUGUUCUCCACGAGGACAGCGGUUUGGGAUGGAAGGAUCUGGACCUGAUAUUCUGUGCCGACAUGAAAGGCGAACUAGAGUUUCAGACGGUGAAGGAUAUAGUUCUUGACGCUCUACUAGACUUCUUACCCGAGGGAGUGAACAAGGAGAAGAUCACACCAGUGACCUUAAAGGAGGCCUAUGUGCAGAAGAUGGUGAAGGUGUGUAAUGACUCAGACCGCUGGAGCCUCAUCUCCCUCUCCAACAACAGAGGCAAGAAUGUGGAGUUAAAGUUUGUGGACUCUCUGCGUCGCCAGUUUGAGUUCAGCGUGGACUCCUUCCAGAUUCGCCUGGAUUCCCUUCUCCUCUUCUACGAGUGCUCCGAGCACCCCAUGGCAGCCACCUUCCACCCCACCAUCCUGGGAGAGAGCGUCUAUGGUGAUUUCUCCGCCGCCCUCGACCAUCUACGCAAACGCCUCAUCUGCACGCGGAGCCCUGAGGAGAUUCGCGGUGGUGGUCUACUGAAAUACUGCCAUCUGCUGGUCCGGGGUUUCUGUGCGGCUUCCGGACCCGAAAUGAAACUUCUGCAGCGCUACAUGUGCUCCAGGUUCUUCAUAGACUUCCCAGAGGUGGGCGAGCAGAGGAGGAAGCUGGAAUCCUACCUCCAGAACCACUUUGUGGGUCUCGAGGACAGGAAAUACGACUAUCUGGCCACUCUGCAUGGAGUAGUGCGGGAGAGCACAGUGUGCCUGAUGGGCCACGAGAGGAGACAGACACUGGGCCUCAUCUCCUCCCUGGCCCUUCGGGUCCUUGCCGAGCAGAAUGUUAUCCCCAACACGGCCAACGUCACCUGCUACUACCAGCCGGCCCCUUACGUCGCAGACGGUAACUUCAGCAACUACUACGUGGCCCAGGUGCAGCACGUUUACCCGCAUUACCCCCCUCAGCAUUACCCCCCUCAGCAUUACCCACCUCAGCAUUACCCCCCUCAGCAGUACCCACCUCAGCAGUACCCACCUCAGCAGUACCCACCUCAACAACACCCUCCGUCACAGUAUCCCCUUCCACACCAUCCACCUCCACACCACCCCAUGUACACUGCAUGGAUGCCCUGCAACUGAGUGUGUGUGGACACACACAUACACACAGUCACUCAUGGAACAACAGGAUUCUCAUCCUAACGAAUGGAUAGAUCACAGCAUGAUCAUGGUUCCUCUCUGUAUUCUGAUAGAGAGAUAAAGACGGGUGUAGUUUUGCUUUGGUUUCGAGCAGGAUGGAUGGGAGAGAAAAGGCCACUUGGAUGUGGUCAGACCCUGGAGAGAAGGCUUUCAUACAGGGCAGAAAGCCAGCUGUGGAGGAGAGGAGGGUAAAAAGAGGCGAGCCAGAAGAAUGCUGAUCUAAGAUGAUGCUGAGGUUGAAGCCAGGAGGCCAGUUUGUCCAUGGCUAUUUGCCAGGCCUAGAAGCCAGGCACCUUGCUGAACAACCAAGCACCCCCACAGAGUGACAAGUAUAGGAACAUUUGGCUUAGGGCUAAAUACUACCAGUGUUGAUGCAGUGAAAUAAUGUACAUAACCACCGUGAUAGUGGUUAUGUUUUUACAAGCAGUGACUUGUAUUCGAGACUCACGCUUGAAUGUACAUACACAGUAUACUGCCUAACACUCAUACAUGUAUACAAACACAGACACACUAUUAAACAUCUCACACCCCAGACAUUGCAUACAUUUACAUAGGCACACACUGAGUGUGCGGUGAAAGAAAGUGAUCACAGAGAAUACAGGAAGUUGUGUACAUGUCCUGAUUGGUUGGCUAAUAAGACAGAGCGUUGACAUUUCUCUGACCAGUGAAAACAAGAAGUGUGAGAGUCUGACUGCAGACAAUGCAAAAGAUGAACUGGACAUAGUUUACAAACCAAAGAUCUAUCUUGUCGAUACCCACCAUUUGGCUGAUCAUGGGGGAAAAUAUGCAAUAUGUAUGUGAAUAUUUUGCUUUAAGUGCCUACAUGUCUAAAAGGAAGAAAUAGGUUGUUAUAUUUUGUCAAUAAACCCAGGCCUGUUCAUUUUAGACAAAGGACCAUGGGCCUUUUUUAGGGUGAUAGUGUGUUACCUGUGUAAAUGAAUGUAUUUUGGACCAGAAAGGGACACAAUGUGGAGUUGUUAUUGAAGUAGAGGGACACGGUUGGGACCUUUGACUUGGUGUGUUUCAUAUCUCCCAACUCAAGAAUGUAUAAUUGGAUGACGAGAGGGACAUGGGUUAGAGUGCAAAAGAAAGUAAGUGAGAGAAGGAGUUUACAAGGAGAGUAUGUCAACAGAGCGUACUGUAGGUGUUUUUACCAGUAGAGAGAGCGUCCUGAAAGUGUAUUUCGGAAAUAUCUUUUAGAGUGUGUAUGGGAAAUGUCUUUUAGAGUGUGUAUGGGAAAUGUCUUUUAGAGUGUGUAUGGGAAAUGUCUUUUAGAGUGUGUAUGGGAAAUGUCUUUUAGAGUGUGUAUGGGAAAUGUGUUUUUUCACAAGGUGGAAAUUGUCCUUUGCCAUUUUCUUCUUUGUGACAUUUCUAAUGUUUUAUUUGGGAGAGGUUUCCAUGUGACGUGAGAAAGGGCGAGCGUGAGCAUUUUCACCUGUGCAAAGUUUGCACCUGUAAUCUUUUAAGUAAUUAAACAUAAAAUAAAGAACAAAGUAAAGAUUAAGAGAAGGAUAACUAAGUUAACAUCUCAAUAAAGGUAUUUUUUUAAAUUAUCUUGUAUUCCCCUUAUAAAGAUGUUGGGUGCAAACUUUGAGCAGGUGAAAAUAUUGGGUUAAACUAACCCUAUCAAUGCAGACACCUCACAUCAUUCUAUUAAACCUGUUCUUGGAUAUCUUA
Molecule: messenger RNA, 3875 nt
Organism: Oncorhynchus gorbuscha (pink salmon)
Lineage: Eukaryota; Metazoa; Chordata; Actinopteri; Salmoniformes; Salmonidae
Product: terminal nucleotidyltransferase 5A-like
Exons: 2
Coding region: 777-2141 (454 amino acids)
Biological process (GO): mRNA stabilization
Molecular function (GO): poly(A) RNA polymerase activity; RNA binding
Source: RefSeq, a predicted model, not a curated record